UGAUUUUGCAUUUCCAGGAAGGAGAACUGUUUUGUUUACUAACAGUUCUCCCUGUCAGCUCGGGCCCACUGCUUUGGAUGGAUGUACACAGCACAGCCAUCCAAAGCAGUGUGAUUACAGUGAAGCACACUGACACAGCCCCCUAGUAAAACACUCCCAGCAUACAGUUAACCCUUUGAUCGCCCCUCAUGUUAACCCCUUCCUGCCCAAUACCAUUAGUACAGUGUCAGUGCUUUUUUUUAGCACUGAUCACUGUAUUGGUGUCACUGGGGAUGUCAGUGACACAAAGUGAGCUCCCCCCAGUGUCAGAAUGCCCGCCGCAGUCCCGCUAU
Messenger RNA from Staurois parvus, 332 nucleotides. The record is from the annotation of a GenBank genome assembly. NCBI's taxonomy places the organism in Eukaryota, Metazoa, Chordata, Amphibia, Anura, Ranidae.